This is a messenger RNA of Malassezia sympodialis ATCC 42132, 2553 nucleotides long. RefSeq lists its product as uncharacterized. Lineage: Eukaryota; Fungi; Basidiomycota; Malasseziomycetes; Malasseziales; Malasseziaceae. Gene Ontology annotation, molecular function: protein binding. The record is from RefSeq and is a predicted model, not a curated record.
AUGGAGGAGCUACUGCGCUCCUUGCGCAACUUGGAGCUCGCUGUGCCCAAUGGCGAGCAAAUUGUUUCUCUCAUUGAUCCGGACCCUCGAGUUGAAAAGCAGCUAGCACAACAGCUCGCUGUACCUGCACGUGUGGAACUGGAUGAAGACAAUAGUAGCGCGCUGAUGGAUGCGGCCUUAAUGAGCGGUGCUACUGAGGCGAUGCUUCAAAAUUACAAUUCGGCGCUACGCAAAGAAAGUGAGGCGCUAACUUCGGAAAGGGAAAAGCAAGCUAAGCCCAUGCGCAUGAAGCGCAUUCCGACUAAGGCACUGAUGGCCGCCCAAGAUGCCGCGAUUCGGCGACGCGAAGAAGAACGCCGCGCGAGCACAGACGCCCAUGGGCGCCUCUAUAUGCCGCGCCAAAUCAUGGACACGGAUCAUACGUACUGCUCGCAUGCAGAUAUAUCGGCGCUGACACUCAUUGAGGCGGAUGAGCUGCAGGCACCCCACCGGCAUACGGGUCGCUACCUUCUAGUACAGGUGGCAUCGCGCCUGUGCUUGUAUGCGAGCUGCUCGUUUGUGGGACUGACGCCCGCUGGUGCAGCGCUAUCUAUCAGUCUGGCCCACUUUACACCGGACCUGCGUCUGCAUGGCGAGGCGCUCGAUGCCCUGCUACCGAUGGGCACAGUGUUGUUGAUUCGUGAGCCGUAUGUGAGCACGCACUAUAUGGGUGUGGGGGGCCCAAUUACGGGCGGCAAGGGCACCGUGGGUGUGCGCGUCGACACCCCAUCGGAUGUGCAUGUGCUGGACCAAGCCGCACAUGAGCUGCGCGGGGUCUCGUGGGCCCAAUGGAUGGAGCCACCGAGCGACGACCAGGUGGUGUGGCGGCAAGAGGGGCCGCUCGUGCGGGCUCUACGAGCAGAGAGGCCUGUGCCCUGCAUAUCCCGUGCGAAGAUCCAUGCGAAUGUGCGCACGCUGCUCGCCCAAGCACGGGCUGGGGCUGCGUGGCGUGAGGUGUGUGCGGCCGACCAGUACGGCAUGUGGGAGGGCGCCACUGGCCCGACGGCUAUGGAAGAUGCUCUGCUUCGUGCAGAUGUGCUCUUUGCGCUCCGAGACUAUGGUCACGUCCUGCAUGUGCUCGACUCGGUGGAUCCUGAGUCUGUGUCGUCGCCUCUGGCAGAUUCGGUGCGGACGCGUCGGGAGGCAGCAGCACUAGCGCUGCGUCUCACUGCCCAAGGCCCGUCUGACAAUACUCUGUAUACCAUGUUCCAGCGCACACUGGAGGACCCAACGCCGCGCUUUGACUAUGCGGAGUUCCUGGGACCGGUGGCAGUGGCCGACAUCCCCAAUGCCGGCCGAGGGCUCGUCCUCACCCGCGACGUGGACGAAGGCGAACUGCUUCUGUUCUGCCGUGCCAUUGGAAGCAGCUACAGCCAGGAUGCUGGGUGUGCUGGCGUGCCUCUAUUGCGUUGCAAUCCGCUCGCAGGCGUCACUAGCACGACGACGCAGGUCCUAGCCGCGACCCAAUGCUUGCACCUGAUGCUCGACCGUCCCGAGCUGGCCGUGGCAUUCCUGGGUCUCACGGCAGGCCCUGACACGCCGCCCUCGGACUAUGUGUCGUCGGUGUACCCCCUGCAGACGGGCCCAGUCCUUGGCGCGAAGGAAGCAGUGCAUAUGCGAGCACCGAACGUGCCAGCGCACUAUGUGAACCAGGUGCUGCGCUUUAAUGCAUUUGGGCCCGCCGCGGUGCCCGCCGCGGCGGCCGGCCAAGACCCCAUGUCGCGUUCGACCAUGCCGCAUCCACUGCCUGCCAUUUUGAACCACGCGUGUCUCCCCAACGUGUCUUCGGUCUUCUUCGGCGACUUUGUCGCUACGCGUGCCCUGCACCCCCUGCGGCGCGGCACGCAGAUCAUGCACCAGUACGUGCAAGGGGAGGUGUCGUACCAUGCGCGGCAGGCGCAGCUAUCGAAGCAUGGCUUCCAAUGCGGCUGUGCGCUGUGUCGGCUGGACGAGCGCGACGGGCAUGCGAUGCUGCGUCGGCGUGACGAGAUGCAGGCGCGCGAGUGGCCGCCCUUGCUGGAGCGCAGUCGUGCGCUGUUCAAAGGGACGCCUCCUGGUGCGGACGCGCAGGACGCGCACCGCGAGAUGGCCGCGUCACUGGUGGCCUAUGUGCAGGAGAUGGACACGACGUACUCCCAGGACCGAGGCGCGCUGCGCCCCGACCUGGUCGACGGCUGGUACCGCGCAGCGCUGCACACGCGUGUGCUGGACGAGGACGAGGCCAUGGCUUGUGCGCGCCGCAGUCUCGCGGCCACGGGCGCCGUGCUCUGUGCGGAUGGCGCGCGGCGCGUGUCGCACCUUCCCGACCUGCACUUUGAUGGGGCCAUCCGAAGCAUGCUUUUCCUCGCCGAUGUGCUAUGGGCGCGUGGCGCGACGGACGAGGCCAUGGCCUGGGUCGACACGGCGCUACAUACCCACACAUGCAUGAUUGGCGGCGGUCGCCGCUUGUUCCUGCAGCGCUGGGGCGAAGGGCGGGGCGAGCAUGCGGCCCCGCUGCACGCGUGGGAGCGCUAG